This is a messenger RNA of Coprinopsis cinerea okayama7#130, 774 nucleotides long. Its product is annotated as mitochondrial 54S ribosomal protein YmL9. The transcript has 5 exons. Gene Ontology annotation, molecular function: structural constituent of ribosome. Gene Ontology annotation, biological process: translation. Gene Ontology annotation, cellular component: ribosome; mitochondrial large ribosomal subunit. The record is from RefSeq and is a predicted model, not a curated record. The coding region runs from base 1 to 774 and encodes 257 amino acids. NCBI's taxonomy places the organism in Eukaryota, Fungi, Basidiomycota, Agaricomycetes, Agaricales, Psathyrellaceae.
AUGGCGGCGUUGUGGAAUGACCAGGGCGUCAAGUUCCCUGUGACGGUUCUGCAGCUCGACAAUUGUCAAGUCACCGCGAACAUCAAAACUCCUCGACCAGACCACACAGUAUACCAUGCUGUCCAGGUUGCUUCGACCGACAGACCACCAAAGACGACCACCCGUCAAAUGUUGGGCCAUUUCGCAAAAGCAAACGUCCCUCCGAAACGCUAUGUCAAGGAGUUCCCUGUAACCGCCGACGCACAUGUGCCUGUUGGAACGACAUUGAACGCGGCCCACUUUGUGCCAGGUCAAUAUGUCGACGUUGUAGCGAAAUCGAUUGGAAAGGGUUUCCAAGGUGGUAUGAAGAGAUGGGGCUUCCAUGGUCUGGCAGCCAGUCACGGUGUGUCAGUAUCGCACCGUUCCUCAGGUUCGGCAGGUAACAGCCAGGACCCCGGCCGAAUCUACCCUGGCAAGAAAAUGGCGGGCCGAAUGGGUGGAAACCAAGUAACCGUCCAAAAUCUCGCCGUCGUCCGAGUCGACACCGCGCUCAACCUCGUCUACGUCCGCGGAGCCGUUCCAGGCGUUGACAACGCACCAGUGUACAUCCGGGACGCAAAGAAGGUCAUGGCUGUCGCCAGGCACAACGAAGCAAAGGGGUUGAACGACAAAAUCUUGCCCAAGGGCGUUGAUGACCUCCCUUUCCCUGCUGGAACGGCUGAGCUUGCAAAGACCCUUCCACCUAUCAUCGAGUCUCCUGCCUACCGUAGAAGUCCAUUCACCCCUCCCGAGUAA